AUGGCACAAUACAAUAUACAGCAACCCUGAAAUACAAAGUCACAAAAACACACACACACACCUAGUGAAAAUGUUUCUCCCAAUUCUCUUCAUCUUUUCACUCCUAAUUUGCUCCUCCCCUCACACUGCAGCACUAGACUUCUGCAUUGCAGACAUGUCAUUUCCUACCGGACCAGCAGGCUUCCCCUGCAAGAAGCCUGCAAAAGUCACCCCGGACGAUUUUGCAUUUUCUGGGCUAGGCAAGGCAGGUAACACCACCAAUAUUAUCAAAGCUGCAGUGACCCCCGCAUUUGUUGCCCAAUUCCCCGGUUUGAAUGGACUAGGUCUUUCCAUCGCCCGGCUAGACCUAGCCCCCGGGGGAGUGAUACCAAUCCACACACACCCUAGUGGAAAUGAACUCUUGUUGGUUCUUCAAGGGACAAUUUGUGCUGGUUUGAUAUCUUCUUCAGACAACAAAGUGUACUUGAAAACUCUCAAUAAGGGAGACAUUAUGGUGUUCCCUAAAGGGUUGUUACACUUCCAAAUAAAUUCAGGAGGAACAUCAGCUCUUGGAUACGUUAGCUUCAGUGAUCCAAGCCCCGGUCUCCAAAUCCUCGAUUUUGCUUUGUUUGCUAACGAUUUGCCUUCUGAAAUUGUUGAGACGGUCACUUUCCUUGAUGAUGCUCAAGUCAAGAAGCUCAAGGGUGUUCUUGGCGGCACCGGCUAAAGCUAGCUCUCUGAAGACUAACUGAUGUCUCCAUUGCUUUUCUUCCAAUUCAAUUUCGUGUUUUCGAGUUUCUUACUUUGUUGUGCUAAUUAAGGUCUGUGAGUGUAGGGAUUCUACUAGUUGUGUCUUUGAUUUGCUUAAUUUUCGUUGUCGAAUUGUAUGCUUGAUGAGUGUAACUGCAUGCCAAGUUUGCAACAAGCAACAUUUUCUGAAGGCCAACGCUUUCUAUUUGAAUAAAUUCACUAAGUUAGAUUUGGUGUA
Molecule: messenger RNA, 967 nt
Organism: Cornus florida
Lineage: Eukaryota; Viridiplantae; Streptophyta; Magnoliopsida; Cornales; Cornaceae
Product: auxin-binding protein ABP19a-like
Exons: 1
Coding region: 71-706 (211 amino acids)
Cellular component (GO): cell wall
Molecular function (GO): manganese ion binding
Source: RefSeq, a predicted model, not a curated record